AUGUCCAAGUUACGUGUUCUUGUCCCAAUCAAACGGGUUAUCGACUUCGCCAUCAAGCCCCGGAUCAACAAGGCUGGCACCGGUAUUGACACUAAGGGUGUAAAGUUCUCGAUGAACCCGUUUUGUGACAUCGCUCUUGAAGAGUCGUUGCGUCUCAAGGAGGCCGACAAAGUCGACUCCAUCCAUGCGGUUUCUAUCGGUCCUACUAAGGCCCAAGACAUCUUGAGAAUAGCUCUUGCUAAAGGUGCCGACAACGCCACUCUCGUUGACGUCGGCGAUGAAACGGUUGAGCCGCUUGCGGUCGCCAAGAUCUUGAAGAAGAUCGUCGAGAAGGAAGACCUGAAUAUCGUGAUUUUGGGUAAGCAAGCCAUCGAUGACGAUGCUAACCAAACUGGUCAGAUGUUAGCGGGUUUGUUGAACUGGCCCCAGGCCACUAAUGCCUCCAAGGUGGUGGUGAAUGGUGAUGAAGUGGAAGUCACUAGAGAAGUCGAUGGUGGUUCCGACACCCUCAAAGCUAAGUUGCCUUUGAUUGUCACCACUGACUUACGUUUGAACGAGCCCCGUUACGCGCUGUUGCCCAACGUCAUGAAGGCCAAGAAGAAGCCCUUGACCAAGCUUAAGCCUGCUGACCUUGAUGUUGAUAUCGCGGGAAGAUUGGAAACUCUCAAGGUGGAAGAACCUCCCAAGAGGCAAGCCGGGAUCAUGGUCUCGUCGGUUGAUGAAUUGGUGCAAAAGUUGAAGGACGCUGGUGCCGUUUAG
Messenger RNA from Diutina rugosa, 759 nucleotides. RefSeq lists its product as uncharacterized. The record is from RefSeq and is a predicted model, not a curated record. Bases 1 to 759 code for a protein of 252 amino acids. NCBI's taxonomy places the organism in Eukaryota, Fungi, Ascomycota, Pichiomycetes, Serinales, Debaryomycetaceae. Gene Ontology annotation, cellular component: cytosol. The transcript has a single exon. Gene Ontology annotation, molecular function: electron transfer activity.